CCGACUACGACGUGGCGGCCGUCGGCGAAGACAGCGAGAAGGGCCAUGUUCUCGUUGCUUCCGACGUCCCUGCUUGCACUCCUCUACGCCGCUCCAGCUUUCGCGGCGCCGCAGACUCCUAAUGACGCCUUCCACGCUCUAGCUGUUCACGCGCCCAAGCCGCCUGAAGAGCCGGUAUGCUGUCUCAGACCCUUGCCGCCCCUCGAGCCUCCAGCCGAAGAGGACACCUUGCUCUCAUUUGAGGAUUGGAAAGCGAAGCAGCUAGGGGAACAGGUCCAUCCGCCCCCUGUGCACAGGCCUCCAGAAAAUCUCUCCGACUCCACGGCUGUCGUCCCUCCAGACUCGUCGCAUCCCUCCUCCACGCAGACGCAGCAGCCCGUGCAGGUCGACGUGCAGGAGCAUGGUUCACCCCAGGAACGUGUCGCGCCGCAGAUGCGCAUCCCCCUCACGGACCGGUUCAACUACGCCUCGCUGGACUGCUCCGCGCGCGUGCACGCCGCGCACAAGUCCUCAAAGUCCGCGUCGUCCAUCCUGUCGUCGAAGAAGGACAGGUAUAUGCUCAGCCCCUGCGAGGAGAAGAGGCAGUUCGUGAUCGUGGAGCUGUGCGACGACAUCCGGAUCGACACCGUGCAGCUCGCGAACUACGAGUUCUUCAGCGGGGUGUUCAAGGACUUCUCGGUGAGCGUCGCGAAGCAGUACACGACCGACCCGAAAGAGUGGGUGCCGGCGGGGACGUACCGCGCGAAGAACGUGCGAGGCGUGCAGUCUUUCCACCCUCCUGCUACGCUGCGCGACUUUUACCGCGUAAUCCGGAUCGACUUCCACUCGCACUAUGGGAGCGAGUACUACUGCCCGCUCUCCCUCCUGCGAGUGUACGGUCUGACCCAGCUUGAGGAGUGGCAGUGGGAGACGUGGGAGGCGGAGAGCCGCGCGAAGCGGUCAGUGGAAGAGGCGAGUCCUCUUGUCGAGGUCGUCGCGGAGCCUCCCAAGCCUGUACACGUCCCGCUUCCCGAGUCCGCUGCCGAGAACGUCAGUCACGUUGCGCCGCCCUCCGACGCCGCUGCCGGUGAAAGAACGGCGGUCACCGUAUCGCCGGCUGGACACAUACCUGUUACCGCGAACAUCCCCAGCUCUCUCCAGCACAUCCUCACUAAACCAUCUUUCGCUACGGACGUUAUCUCACCGCAACAAGCAGACGCUUCAUCGUCUCCAAAUACAGAGCACCAAGACGUUUCCCAUGAAUCAUCACGACUCAGCUCCGACCCCGUGUACCAUACGCCUGUAUCAUUAUCCUCAACAUCGACUUCGACGCACGCUCACUCAACGGCUUCUGACAACCACUCAUCGGCAACAACAUCCAUAUUCAUUGACCUCACGGACUCGGGCUCGGCCUCGCAUUCUACCUCAUCCUCUUCUUCCUCAUCAUCCGCAUCUUCUCGGUCAUCUGUCGUAACGACAGACGGGUCUUCUUCCCUUGCUACGCUGUCUCCGUCUUAUAUUCCUCCUCCUGCUCCUGUUUCGACGGGAGGAGAGUCUAUCUACCGGACUAUCAUGAACCGGCUCACUGCGCUGGAAGCGAAAACUACGCUCUAUACGCGAUACGUUGAGGAGCAGACCACUGGGAUGCGGGAUGUCCUGAGGCGGCUGACCGAGGAUCUCGGCCGUCUAGAGGGCAUUGGCAAAGCGCAAGCUCAAUUGUAUCAGCGUUCUGUCGUCGAGCUCGAGAAGCAGACCCGGCGGCUAGAAGACGAGCAGCGCGAGCUUGUCCACCGAGUCAACUACCUGACCGACGAGGUCAUUCUGGAGAAACGCCUCGGUAUCGCACAGUUGUGCCUUCUCUUGAUAGUCCUUAUCUUCAUGGCUCUUACCCGGGGUUCGAGAGGCGAGUACGCCCCCCCUCCUGGGACCCGUGCGUCUGUGCGCGACUGGGGCCGAAGAACCCUCAGCUUCAGCGGAGAUCUGGUCAAUCGAUUGCGCGCACGGAGCUCGACGCCUCCGCGACCAAUACCAGAUACCCUCCAUAAACCUACAACGACUCACGCUCGGCUGAUGCCCACAGAGAACGAGAUCGCCUUCCCAAGUAUACGCCUAGGAGACGAACAGUCACGCCCUCGGCGGUCUCACGCGGCAGGGUCCAGUCGGAAGGGCAGCAGCGUACGCCCACAUACGCCCACCGCCCUCCGGACUCCCACCAACCGCCACUUUGCUCACCACCGUGUGCCCGCCUCUCCUGGGUUUCUUAGCGGGGUCCGCCCGGGAAUUCAGCGCUCGAACUCGGGCAGCAUGACGCAUGGCUUUGGAGGCGUUGGGCCGGUGCCGAAGUCGGCGAAACGGUGGGCGAGGAGCGCGCACUUGCACGAAGUCAAGACGGCUUCGGCUUCGCCGAGAGGGCAGGCGGCGGAUGGGGAGGCUACGCCAAUUCCAUCGACGGAUGCCACUCCAGGCGCAGAUGCGGAAGGCUCUGAUGUGAACGUACUGCUCGCCCCACCUCUUAUUGAGAGGUCGGAGACGGUGAGGAAGGGCAAGGGCAAGGCUCCGAUGGUCAGGCAUCCGUCUCCGCUGCGUCCUCUCAUUGUCAAUCUGUCCUCGCCGUUACUACGGCCGGCCGCGCUGAGCGGCGAAGGGAGCGAAGGCGAGGGGUGGGUGGACACGGACGUGAGCGGAUCGGAGUGCGACGUCGUCAUGACGGUCAACGUGCAUUUUCAGGAUGCCGAGUUCGAUGCCCUUCGGCUCGCGUUCGUCGCGCAGGGAGACGAGGAGGCGGUCGUGAGCCGCAAGAUGGUUGAGGCGGUGGCAACGUGCGCGGCGUACAACAUGGUCAGCCGUUUCCUCGUUGCGCUUGAUGUGGACGACCGGGCCGAUGUGCCCUGCCCUGUGCCGUCGCUGUGAGUGGCUGGAAGUUUGGGAGUGUCGACGAUGUUCUAUCCCUGUGGUGAACUGCUUGGACAGUGCCAACUCACCGGGCCCCAGCGCAUCGUUGCCGACGGGGUAAUGACGAGUCUCAUGCAGGACGUUGGUGGAGGUGGGGUAGGUGCAAUAAAUCGACCGCAGCCGUCUAUGCAAUUUCCAGAGUGAAUGG
This is a messenger RNA of Dichomitus squalens LYAD-421 SS1, 3079 nucleotides long. RefSeq lists its product as uncharacterized. The transcript is spliced from 7 exons. NCBI's taxonomy places the organism in Eukaryota, Fungi, Basidiomycota, Agaricomycetes, Polyporales, Polyporaceae. Bases 46 to 2889 code for a protein of 947 amino acids. Gene Ontology annotation, cellular component: membrane; cytoplasm. The record is from RefSeq and is a predicted model, not a curated record. Gene Ontology annotation, biological process: protein folding in endoplasmic reticulum.